AUGAUGUCUAUGUGCGCUCAGGAUGUUGAAGCACGGAGUCGGGUGUUCUGGGCGGCCUACAUACUCGAUAAAGAAACGGGCCUCAACCAUGGCCUAGAUUCGAUACAAGACGAUGAUGACAUUGAGACGGAACUGCCUAGUGGUUGGGGAGAGGGUGUUGACAUACUGAAUCUCAGAGCGAAGCUUGCGAUGGUAGAGUCUUCGAUCCGCAGACGAUUGUACACGGCAAAAGGACUCCGCCUUACCGACGCCGAUCUGGUCAAGGCCAUCAUCGAUUUAGAUGCUCUUCUUGAGGAAUGGAGAUCAAGUAUGCCCGCAAACCUCCAACCAUCGUAUGAAGCCCCUGCAUUGGGGUCAGACAUUGCACCAGAUAUCCUGAAUCUGCAGUUGGCCUUCUAUAGGUGCACGAUGAUGGUGCACUGGGCGGCGAGACGGCAUGACCAAUACUCGACUGUAGCUGUCCUCAUUGGAACGCCCGCUGGUUUCGAAAUGCCCUACAUCCAGCUGUCCUUUUCGCAGAAACGAUGCCGCAUGGCAGCGCACGCGACCUUGGGCCUAUUUCGGACUAUUUCAACGCCGCAAUACGCAGACCUAUGGCGAAUCUUGUGUUACCCUCUUUGCGCGAGCAUCACUCUCUUGACGGAUGUGCUCGAGACUCCAGGUUCUGCCCGCGCUCGAGGAGACUUAGCAGCAACGAGAAACUUCGCUCAUUUCUUGCAAAAGUUCGAAAAGUCCGAAGGUUGCGACUUGAAGCGUGUAUUGACGGCGUGCGCCAUGAUGCAACGGACGGCGCAAUAUGCCGUCGACGAUGCCCAGAACACAAUGCGCGCCCAGAAUUUGGUCGGCAACAACGGCGGCGGUGUGUCACUCAUACCAGGUUUUAGUCUCAGUGAAGAUGCACAGGUGAGACACGAGCUGAAAUGCGAGCUUUAA
This is a messenger RNA of Colletotrichum fioriniae, 933 nucleotides long. NCBI's taxonomy places the organism in Eukaryota, Fungi, Ascomycota, Sordariomycetes, Glomerellales, Glomerellaceae. The record is from RefSeq and is a predicted model, not a curated record.